CUCCCGAGUGUCACUGAACGCAGCGUUAGCUUCAGCAGGACCUGCUGGGCUGAUUUAGUCCCUAACAGGCGGCCGUAGUUCUCAGCUGCAGAAUAACGAUGCGGUUUAGCGAUUAAUAAAAUAUCACCGGCAGCCAUAAAGAAGAGGACACGUCUCAGCUUUUCUGCCAUCAUGGAUCCAACCUGCGACUCUGUGGCUCCGCCCACCCUGACCGUCCAGGUGUGUUUCCCGGGUGUCCGCGCCGCUGUGUUGGACAAUCUGAACCGGCAGCGGGAGGAGGGGCGGCUGUGUGACCUGUCCAUCCAGGUCCAGGGCCAGCUGUUCAGAGCCCACCGCUGCGUGCUCGCCGCGUCCUCGCCUUACUUCCAUGACCAGGUGCUGCUGAAGAACGUGACCACCGUGUCCCUUCCUUCCGUCAUGGACCCGGUCGCCUUCGAGAGCGUCCUGAGCUCAGCCUACACGGGCCAGCUGAGCAUCAUACAGGACGACAUCGUCAACUACGUCACCGUGGCCAGCUUCCUCCAGAUGUGGCACAUCGUGGACAAAUGCACCGAGAUCCUGAAGAGGCCGCGUCCGUCAGGAGAAGCCGCCUCGGCCGACGACGCCCAGCCAGGGUCCGUGUCCCGCCAGCAGUCGCCGAGCAGCACCGAGUGUCUGUACGUGGAGCGGGAGGGCCGUCGGCGGGAGAGGAAGCCCGACGCUUUGCCGCCGCUGGCGACGUGGAGGCGGCCGCAGCAGGCCGUGAGGUGGAGCCGGCCCCGGCCGCCGUCCGAGCAGAACUCGGCCGACUCCCAGCUGGACGGGCUCCCCGGGUACGGCUGCCAGGAGGAAUGGAUCACUGCUCCCGCUAAACCCGACGGACUGGGCCAGACCGGACGACACCACGGGGGGGUUCCUGCUACGGAGGGCGCCAAGCAGAAGGUCCGGUUCCAGCAGCGUGGAGCGCCGCAGGGCCGAGAGGGUGACGAGACACAGGAGAGGAGGAGGAACGUCAGAAGAGAAACCGAAGCCGAUGAAGGCGUUGGAGACGAAGAGGCGGAGACGAAGGAAGGCUUCAGCCAGAUGGAUCUACGCCUUUCAGACGACGGCGCUGACGCCGGCCGCCGUGCAGGGAGGCAGAGCGUGGAGGUGAUGAAGGACAUUCCUGAUGUUUGUGGACCCGACGCCGGCGUCCCGGGGCCAUCAUGUCCGGCCCCAGGCAGGCUCCAGUUCCAGAGCGGCUCCUGGUCUCAGCAGGAGCACAGGCGGCAGGGCGGCGAGGAUGAGGAUGAGGAGGUGGACUUGGACUGUUUCAGCUCCUAUGGCAGAGACACGUAUGAUGAGGUUGAGGACAGGACGGGUCAGGUCUCCCAGAGGCCCCUGCUGUCCCCUGACUUCAGCCUCGGGGCCUCAGACAUGAACUGGCCCUCCACCAGCGGAGGUCAGGGCGGUUCUCUGACUCCCAGCUCCUCCUCUGCUGCAUGUCCUCCUCCAUCUUCACCUCCGACGCCAUCUUCGUCCUCCUCGGUGUCCGUCUCUGGCGCCGCCUACACGGGGAAGGUCCACUUCUGCCACUGUGGGAAGGCCUACACCCUGAAGAGCAUGCGUGACCGUCACGUGAAGAUGCAGCACCUUAACCUGCGUCCCUUCGGAUGUCCGGUUUGUACGAAAUCCUUCAAGAUGAAGCAUCAUCUGACGAAGCACCUGAAAACCCACGGGGGGCUGCGGCCGUACGAGUGCAGCCUGUGUGGGAAGAAGGUGAUCUGGAGGGACAGCUUCCUGAGGCACCAGGCCCGCUGCCAGAGGCUCGCCUCCUCCGGGAACAACGCCGGCGCCGGCGCAGCCACAGCGGCGGACCCGGAGGACGGCUACGGGUUCGGAUUCGACGAAGUGGAAAGCUUUGUCCCGGCAGGGCAGGUGAAGCUGGAGGAGGGGGAGUUUCAGCGGGACGUUAGCGAUGGGAUGGGGCUGCUGUCUGGGAUGGAGCUCGGCGCGCAGCCUCAGAACCUGGACCCUGUCAGCCAUGUUUUUAAGGUGGAGGCAGCAGAACGCUUCAGUGAGACAUAAACGCCGCUGAGUCUGAACCUCUUCAAGGCGCUCGUCUUAUUCCUCGACCGUUUCCUGUCCUCUGUCAAUCCUUUCUUUAGACUGAAGUUCUUUUUGCAAUUUGCACAUAAGUUAUUUGUUGUUCUGAUCUAAAAUAAAUAUUUGAAAAUGUU
Cyprinodon tularosa is the source of this 2198-nucleotide messenger RNA. RefSeq names its product zinc finger and BTB domain containing 22a (gene zbtb22a). Gene Ontology annotation, biological process: regulation of transcription by RNA polymerase II. Gene Ontology annotation, molecular function: protein binding; DNA-binding transcription factor activity, RNA polymerase II-specific; RNA polymerase II cis-regulatory region sequence-specific DNA binding. Lineage: Eukaryota; Metazoa; Chordata; Actinopteri; Cyprinodontiformes; Cyprinodontidae. The record is from RefSeq and is a predicted model, not a curated record. The transcript is spliced from 4 exons. The coding region runs from base 172 to 2046 and encodes 624 amino acids.